This is a messenger RNA of Uloborus diversus, 2064 nucleotides long. Its product is annotated as dynamin-1-like. Gene Ontology annotation, cellular component: cytoplasm; membrane; microtubule. The coding region runs from base 1 to 2064 and encodes 687 amino acids. Lineage: Eukaryota; Metazoa; Arthropoda; Arachnida; Araneae; Uloboridae. Gene Ontology annotation, molecular function: microtubule binding; GTPase activity; GTP binding. The transcript has 17 exons. The record is from RefSeq and is a predicted model, not a curated record.
AUGGAUAACUCCCCUAAAAUGGACAGUUCCAGUCCUCCAGACAACGGAAAACGUGAGAGCUUGCAAAUAGCAGGCAAGCAGCCGCUUGAUCUAAUAGACGUGGUCAAUGAUUUACAAAACAAACUAGCUUUAGGUGGCCAUACCUUGGAUAUAGCACUCCCGCAAAUUGUUGUUGUUGGCUGUCAGAGUGCAGGAAAAAGCAGCGUUUUAGAGAGCUUCGUUGGAAGAGAAUUCCUCCCACGUGGGAGUGACGUAGUGACAAGAAGACCAACAGUUGUACAACUUCACCCAUCAACCGGAGAAGAGUAUGGCAUAUUUUUGCACAAAGAAAAGGAAAAGUUUACAGAUUUUGCAAAAAUUAAAAAGGAGAUUUUAGAUGAAACAAAUCGCAAACCCGGACCAAUUGGAUUUUCUCCCGAUCCAAUAUCUCUCAAGAUAUUUUCUCCCAAGGUAUUGAAAUUGACUGUGGUUGAUUUACCUGGUCUGAUUAGAAAUGCUGUGACAGGUCAGCCAGAAGACAGCAUGCAAAUAGUUCGAGAAAUGGUACUGAGCUACAUCAGGCAACCUCAAACUCUUAUUCUGGCAGUGUCACCUGCCAAUCAAGAUAUAGCCAAUUCUGAUGCUCUUAACAUUGCGAGAAUUGCUGAUCCUGACAGAGAAAGGACUAUUGGUGUAUUGACAAAAUUAGAUUUGAUGGAUGAAGGGACGAAUGCGAGAGAAGUGCUUGAGAACAAAAAAAUUCCGUUGAAAAGAGGAUAUGUUGGUGUUUUGAACAGAAGUCAAAAGGACAUUGAUGCAGGACGAGAUAUACAGUAUAUCUUAAGAAAGGAGAAAGAAUUCUUUACCUCAAGAGACUGUUAUAGACACAUUGCCCAUCGAAUGGGAACGCUAAAUCUCCAAAUUUUGCUUCAAAAGAUGCUCAGGUCUCAUAUCAAAGUUUGCUUGCCGAAUGUUCGCACCGAUAUAUCGCAGAAACUGAGUGCCUACAAGAAGGAGCUUAAGGAGUUUGAGAAAGUCUUGGGAAACGUCCCAAAUGGAAAGCAGUUUUAUUUAAUCAAAUUAAUUCAAAACUUUAUUGAUGAUUUGAACGUUAAAAUGAUGGGUUAUUCUGAAGGUAUUAACAUGCGCGUGCUUACUGCCGGAGCUCAAAUUCAUUUUAUACUCUACACGAGAGUGCAGGAAAAACUGGAAUUGUCUUUGAUACCAGACGAGGAAGAGCUAACCAUUCUUGUUGCCAACUUAUGCGGUGUCAGAAACUCUAUAUCAGUGCCAUCACUUGCUCUGGAUGCUAUGAAUGGAAAAUUACUUGAAUUUUACAAAGAGCCUCUUGAAGAAUCUGUUAAUUGCGUGAUGGAUGUUUUAAUCACUGCUGUCGAAGAAUCAGCAAAAUUGCUCAAUUCUUACCCCACUUUGAAAAAUGAAGUCUUGUUCAGAAUCCACUCCUUUAUUAAGCAAGAAACAGAGAAAACCCAAAAUCGACUAAAAGAGCAUAUUGAUGCUGAAAUGUUCUAUUCAAACAUUGCUCAUCCAGACUUCAAGUCCGAAGACUAUGAUACUACUGUCCCUUCUGUGGGACUCAUGAAAGUUUGGAACUCAGAAGAUACUGUGGAUGACACUGCGUUUUAUGACGCGAAACAGGGUGAGGUCAAAGCUGAUGACGUCGAGAUUCCACCGAAGAGUACAACUGAAGAAGGUGCUUCUGAAGCUAGCGAUUCAAACAAAGACGAUAUUGUGCAGUUACUGAGAAACCUGAAGGCAAGUCCUCGAUUCCAACACGAUGUUGCCUACGUGAAAGGUCUGGUAAUGAAAUAUCUUAAAAUAAUCCACAAGCAAGUGGGAGAUACUACAAUCAAGUAUAUUGCUUAUUUUCUCAUUCACAAAGUGAUGGAGUUCACGAGAAAAGAUCUUAUUCCAACACUUGUUGAAUCUGCUAACAUUCUUCACUGGGAAGUUCAAAAAGUCAACUUGGGAGGCAUGGAUGAUAUUCAAAGAAGCAACUGUGUUUAUUUAUUUCGCAACCUGAAAGCAAACAAUGGGCCACAAGGACCAGCUGCGAAGGUCUGA